Penicillium griseofulvum is the source of this 642-nucleotide messenger RNA. RefSeq lists its product as uncharacterized. Lineage: Eukaryota; Fungi; Ascomycota; Eurotiomycetes; Eurotiales; Aspergillaceae. The transcript has a single exon. Bases 1 to 642 code for a protein of 213 amino acids. The record is from RefSeq and is a predicted model, not a curated record.
AUGGGACCUUUCCACAAUGCACGAGAGUACUACGCGACUUGGGCGGAGAGAUAUCACGAAUUAAUUUGCGACCGCCAGCUCUUCACUCGGUACUCAGUCAAUGCCUACCUGAUCUUCAGAUACCUCAAUGAACUGGCGGAACAAGGCCAGUGGAAUGCAUUUGAACCGGGCAUUGACAACGGUCCAUUCUUUCUGAAACACAUGGAUGACAAAGGUGACCAUAUACUUGUGAAUGAGGAUUUCAAUGUCACUGGUCUUAUCGACUGGACGUUUGCUAGGGCGGUGCCAAUGUAUGAGGCAUUUGGUCCCUCACUGUUGACAGCAGAAAUGAAUGACAUAUAUGAGGGCAAGCCUGGCCGAUCCUGGGGCGACACGAUCCUAGCUGAGGCCAUACAGACCCAGAACAAGGAUCUAGUUCGCUUUUUCGGUGGCCCUGAUCUAGUUCGUCGCUUCUCCUUUGGCCUCAGCAUGGGUAUGAACAUGUCUUGGGACGAAGCAGUUGCUUUAUUCAGAGGUAUCAUGUCCACAGCUGAAAGGAGCAGUUUGAAAUUUGACUGGGAAGUCUGGCGUCAAAGUAGUCUAUGUCAAUGGGCUGGUGAUGCUAAGUUGCAAGAACUUCUUCUCAAAUUGGGAGAAGCCUGA